AUGACGACGAACGAGGGCUUUGACAUUUGCAAUCCCUUGGAGCUGUUCUCCCUUCUCUUGGAAGAACGGUGGGGCCGAGACAGAAGGGACUCCUGCAAUUCUCCUUCUCCGACCUUUCUCUCUCUUUUUUCUCCUUCAGGAUGCACAGCACUGACCUACGAUGACUUUGAAGAUGAAAUCUCCUACCUGUAUCCGGAUGAAGAAGGGCCUUUUGAAGAAGAGGACGGCCAAGCCAGUGACUGUGGAGAUACCUACUAUGACUGGGUAGCGCUGUUCUGCUGGCCCAAGUUUCAUGCCUCCGUCAUGGCUGCAGCAGAGAGCAGCCGGUGCCUCUGGGAAACAACUGGCAGCAUGUAUAGCGAGCUGGUCCUCUGCACUGGGCUUCUGGCUGAAGGGAUGGGCUGUCCGGUGGCCAGCCCCACCUUGGAUGUCUUCUUCACGAGGAUCCACGCCGAGUACUUCGCCAACUGCUCCCACCCCAGUGACGCCGCAGAGCAUCGGCCACCCACCGGAGUGGUCGUCAUCUUGACCUCCCUGCCGGUCUGUUUGGUGCCCCUCUCCAUCGCCCUUGUCCUCCGCAAGGCACGGGGUCCCGAAACUGCACUGCAAACUCCCUCGCGGUGGGCAACAGUUAGAAAGGGAGCAGUACUGCUAAAUGCCGAGAGGUGGGAGGCAACACUUUUGGGCAUCUAG
Lacerta agilis (Sand lizard) is the source of this 693-nucleotide messenger RNA. RefSeq names its product receptor activity-modifying protein 1-like. Gene Ontology annotation, cellular component: membrane; signaling receptor complex; cell surface. Lineage: Eukaryota; Metazoa; Chordata; Lepidosauria; Squamata; Lacertidae. The coding region runs from base 1 to 693 and encodes 230 amino acids. The transcript has 5 exons. Gene Ontology annotation, biological process: receptor internalization; angiogenesis; G protein-coupled receptor signaling pathway. The record is from RefSeq and is a predicted model, not a curated record. Gene Ontology annotation, molecular function: coreceptor activity.